Aegilops tauschii subsp. strangulata is the source of this 798-nucleotide messenger RNA. RefSeq lists its product as uncharacterized. The record is from RefSeq and is a predicted model, not a curated record. Gene Ontology annotation, molecular function: protein binding. Lineage: Eukaryota; Viridiplantae; Streptophyta; Magnoliopsida; Poales; Poaceae.
UUUUUAUGUGUGUGAGGAUGUUUUGUGCUAUUCUACACGGACCCUUUUGUAAAUUUAAUUGGUUUAUACGGAAUCUAUUUUGCGGACAAUACAAAUUGUAUAGUAAAAUCUCACAAAUUCAUUUUAGGGUAAAAUUGUAUACUGUUUUUAGAGGACGCGGUUUUAGCGGAUCCGUCUAAGGCUGUCAAAGGAGGCUGUUUUCAUCCUCCCAGAUCGCACUCUACCCAUCCAUGGCUGAAUCGGCCGGCGGCGGUGAGCCCCGGCUCCCCGAGGAGCUCGUCCUCUGGGAGAUCCUGACGCGCCUGCCGGCGAGGUCCCUCCUACGGUGCCGCGCCGUCUGCACAUCCUGGCGCCGCAGCCUCACCUCCGACACGGGCCUCCUCCUCGCGCACCAUCGCCACCAGCCGGCGCUCCAGCUCGUCACCACCGGGGACGACCUGGAGGGCAGGAUCGACGCGCUGGACCCCCGCGCCGGCGAGCGCCGCCCCGUCGCCCGCACGGACCGGGCCGCCUCCCCCAUGGACCUCGUUCUGCUCGCCGCCUGCUAUAUAGGAAUGGCACGGUAUAACCCUACUCUUACUGUAACAAGUAUCAAUGUUGUGUUAAUCGAUAUGAUAUCUGAGAGUCAUCUUCAUCGGAGGUUUUUGUUUCGAAAAAUAUCGGUUCCUGCUUUUCACCUUAUUUUUUGACUGUACCAAUUUACGCACUUUGGUUAGAUUUUCUUGUAAAUCUGCGAAGUUUUUGACAUUAUCCUGACAAACAUUUUUCUAUGAUAUUCUUUCUGGUGGUCUUGAGAUA